Molecule: messenger RNA, 672 nt
Organism: Lentinula edodes (shiitake mushroom)
Lineage: Eukaryota; Fungi; Basidiomycota; Agaricomycetes; Agaricales; Omphalotaceae
Exons: 2
Coding region: 1-672 (223 amino acids)
Source: RefSeq, a predicted model, not a curated record
AUGCACAAUGCACAAUCAUUCGCAGACUCUGGUUAUUUUAACUGGCUUUCGCACCAUUCCACCAUUCCAUCCACACUCGGUGUCAUGGAGCAGCUUCUGAACGCAUAUCUGAAUCUUCACAACAUUCUGCCUAUCAGAAAUGAACAGCUGGGCAACAUACAGUCUUUGUCUCAUGAUGAGAUUGCAAAUAUUCGCUUCACGCAUGAGCAGAUGACUCUCAAGUGCCUUCGUUUGGUAUUUGUCACACUUCCUUUCCUUAUUGAUGUACUCAGUGAACAACAUGCAAUUACUGCAUGGGUCGAGCAAAAUCACAGAGAUGAUUAUCCAGGUGCUCUGGAACAUAUCUCUCUGCUCCACAUUGAUAUCGAGCAGGCAGUUGAUGUCAGCUUCCAACAGCUGAUGCUAGACGUAGCUUGUGCCUGCAUGGCUGCGAGUGAUACAGCCCCAGCUGAACGCAUCAUUUUACCGCCCAUCUUGUCUCCAAAGGCUGGCCCAGCUCAUCGCCUUAUAGGCAAGGAAAGCAGCACUCCGAGAAUCCGACGGACAGGAGCCAGAUUCUGCAGGCCAUCUUCUCGGAUCAUGGACAACCUUGACAAGGGAUAUGAGCACUCAAUUAUUGGGUCCACAACGCGUGACCUUCGUUGGUCAUACAAGCAGGAGCGGUGUAUUUAG